CGAGAGUGCGCUCUCGAAUGCUUCCGACUUUGACCGAAUAAUCAGCUGUUUUCCGUCACCACUCACCAAUUCUUUAAUUCUCCUUUCUCCUGUGGUUAACCUAAUCUGCCGUUUUUGAAUGUAAAGUCUUGCAGGAUGUGGUCUCAAAAGUACUGCAAGAGCGACACAGUCCUACAAUACGACCAGGCAUGUCUAAAUGUACACUCUGGCAACAUAAUACAUCCCACGGAUUUGUACCUGAAGACUGAAGAAUGUUAUAAGUGUGAUUAUACAAAAUGGACGAAGAUUCCGCAGAACAGCACAAUUUCACUGCUCGUCAGUACAACAGAUCGGCUUCAGUUCUAUGUGAAAGACCACGCUGCUGAUCAUUGCAGUCAAUCAUUCAAAUUUGAACAACAUGGAAUCUAUGGUUGGAAUAUCUCAAACGAUGGUUGUUCUCCAAUCUACAUAUCUUCAAGUCCAGAAGAUGCCUACUUUCCUCUCUAUGGAUUCCUUCUAUUAUUGUUCGGGCUGGUAUUUGGAAGAUUCCUGUUCAUGGUGUCAAAAAACAUAUACAACAAUUGGAGAAGUGGAGAAAGCGCACUCGAAGAUGAUAAUGAUGACUCAGGCAGUGACUAUCAGAGAGCGGCCAUGAUUCAAUCUGAACUGAUACCAGCUGAUGCAAGACGAGUUCAGAGAAAUAGAGUUUUGUCUUUGGAUACAUUCAGAGGAAUAACAAUAGUAUUGAUGAUAUUCUGUAACUAUGGUGGAGGACAAUACUCCAUUUUCAAGCAUUCCUCCUGGAACGGACUUAGUGUUGCUGAUGUCAUUUUUCCCAGGUUUGCAUUCAUCAUGGGAGUCGGUAUUGUGCUUUCAGUCCGCUCCCAGCUGCGUUCAGGAAGGCAUCGUUCGCAGAUCGUUGGAAAGGCAGUUAGUCGAAUGCUGAAAUUAGUUGUGCUUGGCAUAUUAGACUCGAAUUUAAAUCAUAACAACUAUAAUGAGCUGAGAUUUCCCGGAGUUCUCCAGCGUUUAGGGGUUUCCUACUUUCUGGUAACCUUCCUGGAAGUUACCCUUAUGAAAGACAGCCAAAUUUUCAAUGAGGUGGUCAUGCAAUUAGCCCUGCAUGGUAAAUCCAGCGAAGUUGAAAGCAAUUGUCUAGAAAAUCCCAAACUUCUCCGUGGAAAUGAGGUGGUGCACUGUCAUGCUGUACAAGAUGAACAAGUGCCCUUUUACUUCCAGCAUGACGGUGCACCAGCUCAUUUCCACCGAGAAUACGGAAGAUGGGUGGUUAUACAGGAUAUCCUUGACUCAUGGGCACAGUGGGUUGUUGUUAUUCUUUUGACCCUCCCUUCAUAGGCUAUCACACUCCACUUACCGGUGCCAGGUUGUCCAACUGGUUACCUGGGACCAGGAGGAUUGCAUGAUCACAGUACACAUUUCAAUUGUACCGGAGGGGCUUCAGGCUAUAUUGACAGAACUGUCUUUGGCUUGAAUCAUAUCUACCAGCAUCCAACGUCAAGGAGAAUCUAUCACACGACUAUUCCGUUCGACCCAGAAGGUCUGUUGGGUGUAUUAACGACAGUUCUCACUGUCUACUUGGGAGUAGCUGCUGGCAGAGUCAUUCUAUGCUGUAAUUCGACUAGCAGCCGAGUCAAGCGAUGGAUCUGCUAUGCAAUUAUCUGUGGUGCGAUUGGUGGAUUUUUGUGUGGCUUUUCACAAGAGGGAGGUUUGAUUCCAGUCAACAAGAACUUGUGGUCUGUGUCAUUCGUAUGCGCCACUGUGUCGCUUGCCUUCGUCAUGUUGGCUCUCUUGUUCCUCAUGGCUGAUCACUGGUCGAUAUGGACUGAAAAUCCUUUUGCAAAAGCUGGUAAAAACGCCAUAGUUCUGUUUGUGGGACAUGCGCUGACCAAGAACACCUUUCCUUGGAGUUAUUCACCAGUGUCCCAUGAAUCUCAUCUUGGAUUUCUAGCUAUGAAUGUAAUCGGCACAUCACUCUGGCUCAUCAUUGCCACAGAAAUGGCCAGGCAUGAGUUCUUUAUAACUAUCUAACCACAUUGAAAUUAAUCAUAAAGAAGAGAUAGUAGAAGAUGUCCACGGUAUAGGUCGUUGUUGUUCCGAUUAUCACUGAUUAUUUUAUUUAUUUAUUCGUAGAAAAUAGGUAGUAUCUAGGUGUAAACUGCAUUUAUUUAUUUAUUAUUUAUCUAAUCAUUCAGAGCUGUUGUUACUUCCAGAAGAGUACCACAUGCUUUCCCCCAAAACGGUUCAAAUUCUUAUUUAUACAACAGUCAAAAUGUAGCUAGGUCCUUUCAACCUUAAUUUAACAAUAUCGGGGGACCGAGCUUUGCUCUGGAGUGUAAAAGCAUAGAAAAUUUGUAAAUAAAGAUUGAAUUCAUAGUUUA
Nilaparvata lugens (brown planthopper) is the source of this 2378-nucleotide messenger RNA. Its product is annotated as heparan-alpha-glucosaminide N-acetyltransferase. Lineage: Eukaryota; Metazoa; Arthropoda; Insecta; Hemiptera; Delphacidae. The record is from RefSeq and is a predicted model, not a curated record.